AUGACAACACUACAAAAGGAUGACGAAAGUACGUUUUCUAAUACUGAACCUAAGAGGGUAAAAGUGUAUAUAUUAGAAAAUAAUGAAUGGAAGGAUACAGGUACAGGAUUUUGUACAGGUGAAGUAUCAACUUUUAGUCCUUCCUCAUCAACAAGUAUAGAUUCUAAUGAAGAUGUACAAGAAAAAUCUGCAUUUUUAAUGGUGAGUAAUGAAGAAUUUCCAACUAACAUUUUAUUGAAAUCAAAAUUAGAAGGAAAUAUCGAAUAUCAAAGACAAGAAGAAACAUUGAUUGUGUGGAAGGACCUCGAAGGACAUGACAUCGCAUUAAGUUUUGAGGAGAGUCUUGGUUGUGAUAGAUUAUGUGAUUUUAUUGUUCAAGUACAAAAACAUAUUGCGAAGAAUAUUUCAUUAGUGGCGGUUAGAUCAGGAGAUGAAGGAGUUGGGUCUAUACAUGAAAUUAUAACAGCACCAGUAUCUCUGCCAAAUAUUGACGACAAACAAGACACAGAAAAAUUAUAUGAAGCCCUUAAAAUAUUAAAUGAAAAUACAGCAUAUCAAUUUUUGAAAAAUGAAACAGUAGAAUUUGUAUUACAAAAUGAUUAUAUUAAGAUUUUGAUCGACUAUUUUUCAGUUGCUGAAGAUAAUAGAGCAUUAAAAGAUUUAUUUCUAUUAAGUAAUAUUAUUAAGACUCUAAUCUUGUAUAAUCAAAGAGACAUAUUGGAAAAUAUGGUUGAUGAUGAUCAUAUUAUGGGUGUUGUCGGUAUAUUAGAGUAUGAUACGGAAUUUCCAAAUGUUAAAUCAAACCAUAGAGAAUAUUUAAAGACGGGUGCUCCAACCUUUAAAGAAAUUUUACCUUUAGAGAAUAAAGACUUGAAACUAAUUGUCAAGAAAUGUUUUAGAUUGCAAUUUUUAAAGGAUGUUGUAUUAGUGCGGUUUUUGGAUGAUCAUAAUUUUAAUCUAUUCAUGGAUAUUAUUUUGGAUCUUCAAACAUGCAUUAUCGAUUUCUUGGAGGUCGAUCCUUUCUUAGACAAUAUAUUGAAAUUGUAUGAUUUAACAAAAGAGGAGGAAAAAGGGUUUCCAGACUUGGAAGAGAAAAGAAAUGAUGGUAUAAAACUUUUACACCAAUGUGUUCAAAUGUCGAAAAAUUUAGAAGAAAGAGAUAAGACUAAAUUCUAUAAGGCUUUAGUAAGAAUGGGUUUAUUCAACGUUUUAAGUUAUGCAUUUUAUGUUGUAACCGACCCAAAUAUUAGAAUCUUGGCCACUGAAACUAUUAUUACAAUCAUUGAACAUGAUAUAUUGUUAAUCCGUAACGCUGCAUCCAAAAACUCGAAAUUAGAUUCAAGAAGAAAAUCACCAAUACCAGGAUCACAAAACUCUGAAGAUAGAUUAGAAAAUUUGACUCCAAUGUCUGAUGAGAUGAAACUAUUAAAAAUUUUAUCCAAAAUAUUAUUAACGGAUAAAAACCCUGGUUUACGAGAACAGAUUGUACAAGCAUUGAAUACACUACUACAUCCUGAAGGAUGUUUUAAUAGCCUCGAUGGUGAUUUUGAUGGAAUGGGUUCUGGAUCGAUGUUGAAUGAUUUUAAUUAUCGUUUAAAUCCAGAACGCGAUAAUGAUUUUACUUCAUCGACCUCCGUGAACAACGAAUACACAAGUGAAAAAGAGAUGAAUACUUCACUGGAAUCAUUAGAUAAUGAUCAAGAAUUCCAACUACAAGAAUAUUUUAAUGAUUUUUACAAGUUGAUAGCACCUAUCCUUUUUUCUCCUAUGAUAGAGAAAAAGAAUACCACUAAUAAAAUAAAUGAAGAGAAAGAACAAUACGAUGACUUCCUCUUGAUUCAAUUAGUGAAACUGAUUUCAUUCAUUGGCACUGAACAUACUCGUAUUACAUCUCGGAAAUUUAUUCUAGAAUCUGAUAUUUUGAAACAAGUGUGUCGUCUAAUAAAACCAGGCCAUAUCUUACAAUUACGAUUAACAGCAGUAAGAUGUAUUAAAAAUAUUAUAUCCUUGGACGAUAAAUAUUAUCAUAGGUAUCUAAUGACUAAUAAUCUUUAUGAUAAUAUAUUUGAACUUCUGGAAGAAAACAAGCAACAGGACAAUUUAACUAAUUCAUGCAUCCAAGAUUUUUUCAAAAUUAUUUCAAGUAAAUGUAUUGCUUCAAACAUGGAUAAAAAUAGUAUAGAAGAACUUCGUCAACAAACUGGUAUAACUAUUAGCAAGAAAAACAAUUUUUCUGUAUUGAAUAAAUAUCUUGUUAAUAGGUUCCGUGAUAAAUUAUCAGAACUUUUAGAUAUUCCUUCUGUUGGGGUUAUGAUUAGUUUAUGUGAAGCAGAUAAGAAUGAAACUGAAAAGAAAUCAAAGACUUCAAAUGAUCAUAUGUUAUCAAAAGUGGAUACAAUAAAGGAAGAAGAUGAAGAUGUUCCAAUGAGUCUUUCUCAAACGUCGUCUGUUGAACAUUCUAAAAAAUCUGAAAUACGGAAAAGAGUGCAUGAAGACAUUGAUCAGCUAGACGUUGCGUCAACUAAUAAAAUAGAAACUAGUAUCCCAAAUGGUCUUCCCCCAAAACGCCAAAAUUGA
Messenger RNA from Maudiozyma saulgeensis, 2577 nucleotides. NCBI's taxonomy places the organism in Eukaryota, Fungi, Ascomycota, Saccharomycetes, Saccharomycetales, Saccharomycetaceae. The record is from the annotation of a GenBank genome assembly.